AUGGGAUGCCGGUGUUUCUUGCUGCAGUUUUGGCUGCUCUACCACAGCUUUGCCAGUGCAGUAUUCUUUGAGCAGUGCCCAUUCCAGGAUGUGUACACUGUCAGAUCUCAUGUAGACGCUAGUUACACAGCCAAGCCAGCAGCUCCAGAGAACGUGUAUCAGGUGCUUUUGCUCUUCUUUGUGCUCAUCAUCCUGCUUCCUGCUGUUGUGCCUGGGAGGCAGCAGCUGAUGGCCACAGUGGGUUUCAACGUCGAGACGGUGACUUACAAAAACGUCAAGUUCAACGUCUGGGAUGUGGGAGGCCAGGACAAGAUUCGGCCGCUGUGGCGGCAUUACUACACUGGGACCCAGGGUCUGAUCUUCGUGGUGGACUGCGCCGACCGUGACCGCAUCGACGAGGCCUGCCAGGAGCUGCAUCGCAUUAUCAAUGACCGGGAGAUGAGGGACGCCAUCAUCCUAAUCUUCGCCAACAAGCAGGACCUGCCCGAUGCCAUGAAACCCCACGAGAUCCAGGAGAAAGUGGGCCUGACCCGGAUUCGGGACAGGAACUGGUAUGUGCAGCUCUCGUGUGCCACCUCGGGGGACGGACCCUACGGGGGGCUCACAUGGUUAACCUCUAACUACAAAUCCUAAGGAGCGGUCUUCACCCAGUUCCCUGGAAGGAGAGAAAUCAAAAACCCAUUCAUAGGAUUAUCGCCACCAUCACCUCUUUCAAUCGCCACUUUCUCUUCUUUGGAAUGUGAACUCUGGAGUUACUGUUCUAUGGUUUAGGGAGGGGGGUUGGGUGUUUUUUUUUUUUUCCUUUUUUCUGCUUUGCGUUAGGAUGCUCUGAUCUGACAUUUGACAUGCUCACAAAGUGCUAGAUGCUCUUGUUGACUUCCAGCAAAUGGGGUGGGGGAAAUAGAGCAGUUCUUGGUAAAAUCCUUUAUAAUAAUGGUUUGAUUUUUUUUUUUAAAUUUCUAGAGAAUCUUUUUUCCCCCCCAAAAUG
Ochotona princeps (American pika) is the source of this 988-nucleotide messenger RNA. Its product is annotated as ADP-ribosylation factor 6-like. Gene Ontology annotation, molecular function: GTP binding; GTPase activity. Gene Ontology annotation, biological process: intracellular protein transport; vesicle-mediated transport. Bases 1 to 633 code for a protein of 210 amino acids. Gene Ontology annotation, cellular component: cytoplasm. Lineage: Eukaryota; Metazoa; Chordata; Mammalia; Lagomorpha; Ochotonidae. The transcript is spliced from 2 exons. The record is from RefSeq and is a predicted model, not a curated record.